Messenger RNA from Erpetoichthys calabaricus (reedfish), 2935 nucleotides. It is a transcript of the gene kctd7, whose product is annotated as potassium channel tetramerization domain containing 7. The record is from RefSeq and is a predicted model, not a curated record. Gene Ontology annotation, molecular function: protein binding. Gene Ontology annotation, biological process: protein homooligomerization. The transcript has 4 exons. Lineage: Eukaryota; Metazoa; Chordata; Cladistia; Polypteriformes; Polypteridae. The coding region runs from base 320 to 1198 and encodes 292 amino acids.
CAUGUUCGAUGCGGUCUGCGAGCGGCAGCUCUACCUUGCUCGCUGGGGAUGACUGUAAGCUGCAGCGAACGAUGCGCUGCCAAUUGAUUUUAGGCCAAAUCACACCCUUGGGGUGCUUGGUCAGUCUCACGUCUUGUCUGGGAGAUCCCUGAGUUGGUAUUCUCCAUCCUUGUGAAGCGGAGAGCGCAAGACGGGCCGAGGCAGGGCAGCGCAGCCCGGAGUCGCAUGCAGCGUAGCCCUUCUCCAGCCUCGGCAUCACCGCUCGAGUCGCGGCUCCAUUGCAAAGCUUCAUCAGGUUGCCCAGUAGCAGCCCAAAGGUAUGGUGGUGAUCUCGGGUCACGGAGCGUCUGCCAACCUGGAUGAUGCAAUGUCGAGCACAGACUCCGCUGAAGAGGACUUCAGGAAAACCUCGGCUGCAGUCCCCCGUGUCGGUCUGGAAAAGGCAAUGCUGGCAGGGGCCACGCUGCAGGAGUUUCCUGAGGUGGUUCCUCUGAAUGUGGGCGGAAUGUACUUCACCACUUGUCUGUCUACAUUGCGGCGAUAUGAUGAUACUAUGCUGGCUGCCAUGUUUAGUGGGCGGCACCACGUCCCACAAGAUGUUGAUGGCCGUUUCUUCAUUGACCGUGAUGGUGCCUAUUUUGGGGAUGUCUUAAAUUUCCUGCGUGCAGGAGAGCUGCCACAAAGAGAUCGUGUUCGAGCAGUCUACCGAGAGGCCCAGUUCUAUUCUAUUGGACCGCUCCUGGAGAGUCUGGAGGAGAUACAGCCCCUUACUGGAGAGAAAGUGCGACAAGCCUUUCUAGACCUCAUGCCUUACUACAAAGAGAAUUUGGAACGUAUAGUUGCAAUUGCCAAACUACGUGCUAUGCAGCGGAAGGCCCGCUUUGCCAAGCUGAAGAUCUGUGUGUAUAAAGAGGAAAUGCCCAUAACUCCAUAUGAGAGGCCCCUGUUCAACUCUCUUCGGUUUGAGCGAAGCGAAAGUGAAGCCAAGAUCUUUGAACAUCAUUGCGAAGUUGACGUUUCCUUUGGGCCCUGGGAAGCAGUGGCUGAUGUUUACGACCUACUCCACUGCAUUGUCACUGAUCUAGCCAAACGGGGCAUUACAGCUGACCACCAGUGCAUUGGCAUCUGUGACAAGCAUCUCAUCAAUCACUACUACUGCAAGAGGCCCAUUUAUGAGUUUAAGAUUACCUGGUGGUAAGGUUAGCCAUUGUAGCAUUGUGUCCUAGGAUGCACAGACUUACAAAGUUUUUGGUUUGUCCGCCAAGAAAUGCGUUAUUGUAGCACAGAUAACUUGCAACUGGUUUUGAUUGCAUUAUUUUCCCAUCUCAUUCUCUUUUGUAUGGAAUUUGAAUUUUAGCUGUGGAAUUCUGUCUGGUAAAAGAUAUGGCUUAUUUUUCUUAAACCAGGACAACCUCUAACUAAAAGCCAUGUUAGCUAUACCCAUUCGUUCACUCCAAUUUCUCAGAAAAGCAUUUUCUUGCUAUCCUAUGAAAUACUGGAUUGAAACUGACUCAUGGUGUGCUAAAGAAUAGUUACUACUACUAUGACAGGCAGUUAGAGUACUGAUGACAGAGUUAUAACUUGUAUGUAGUUAAUUCCUUUUCUUAUUUUAAAAACCAAUGUAACAGGAUUAUUCUUCCCAUACAAAUAUGAUUAAAUUAGCCAGGUUGUAGACUGGAGAUGAUCUAAUUAAGAGCCUUAAAUAUCCCUACUUUAGUGAGCAUGUAUCUUUUUAUUAUUUCGGUACACACCAUGAUGUAAAAUGGGACUACAUUUGAAUCUGUUAAACAGCUGGUUUAGUUUUGUCCAUCUUUAGCCCUCUCAGACAACUGGAGAUCUUGCUAACCUAACAAGAGUUUUGAACAGGCAAGCAGAUUUGAGAUUUCCCUUUGUGUUUCUAAUAAUACAAUUCUGGAGCUAACAUGAAGCCAUAAACCAGCGAAAAGUGAGACGGCCUUAUCACAAAGGCAGAUGGUUUACCAUUGCUUUUUAAAUGAUUAAACCAGACUAGGAUCAAUAUGGUACAGUUUUCUAUGCAGGACCUAAACAAAUGUUUGCAGGGCUUUUCCUUUUUUUCCGAAAGAUGUGUCAGUGCUUCUGCUGAACUUUGCACCAAUUGUUUUUUUUUGUCAUUGUGAAAUGUGAAUGAACUGUGGAAUUUCUUUAGUUGUCUUCAAAGCUACUACACUUAUACGUGAGUUAUUUUAUAUGAUGGAUUCAAUGAACCUAGCUAAAGCUGCCCUGUUUCCACUUUGAAAAAGUACCAGUAUUUAUAAUAUUGUGUAGUGUUACAUAUACCUUUUGUAAUGUUACACAGUGGUGUAUAAGUGAGUUAGAGGUCAUGAUAUGUGUUAUGUAUAUGUUCAGAUACUCCUCACCUAAUAGUUGUUGACAGACAAUGAUAGCUCUCCUGGUGAUGUCUGCCUACAGUAGACACACAGUCAUUGCCCGGCUGCCUGCCCAGAACUCUGAUUUUACGCACUGCUAUUUUAUGCAUUAAUGUAUGCUGUAUGUUUCCUACUCCAAUACUCCUUUUACUCAUAAUGAAAAGAAACAGUUGCCAUCAUCUGAGAGUUAAGACAUGCCACAGAACUGGGACAUUUCUAACCAAAAUCAGUUAACAUGGAAAAACUGGAUACAAAUUAGCAAUGGUGACACCAGUUUAAUAAUCAGCUUUAAUGAAAUGAAGUGGCCCCAUAAUACCCAAAGACAUUUUAUUUCUGAUUAGUUAACAUUUGACUGAUAUUUGUGCUCAGAUCCACACGGGCCUCCCCAGGAUCCAAACACUUUUUCUCUUUCCAUUUCAGUUAGUUGUUAUAUGGAAGCAGCCCUCUAAUUUGUUUAAUAUGUUUAUCAAUGACUGUAUAUAUAUUUUUUAUUUAAAAUAAGGUACUAUUUAUUUUAAUAAAUGUUCUGUAUUUAUUUCUGCCUGGCA